Acromyrmex echinatior (Panamanian leafcutter ant) is the source of this 2100-nucleotide messenger RNA. Its product is annotated as lysosomal acid glucosylceramidase. NCBI's taxonomy places the organism in Eukaryota, Metazoa, Arthropoda, Insecta, Hymenoptera, Formicidae. Gene Ontology annotation, biological process: glucosylceramide catabolic process. The record is from RefSeq and is a predicted model, not a curated record. Gene Ontology annotation, molecular function: glucosylceramidase activity.
UUGGUACGGUGUACUCUUUUAAUGUAUUUAUCUAGGUUGCACGUGCUCGAUAUUUUUGUGUGUAUCUUAAUAAAUCAAGUGUAUUUGUAUAUUGCCUUAUAUCGACCUUAUUCCUCAUAUUAGAAGUGAGAUAUUUCUCUCACUUCUCUGGUUGCUUCUCUGGCCAUUUUUUCACGCUCAAGUGAUUUGUCUGACUCUACGUAACAUUUGACGCAGUGCAAUGGGACCGACGGGGAAAGUUUUAUACUAUGCAAAACAUGAAUAGAAAACAAUAUUUUAGAUCGGGUCAGCAAAAAACGAGGCCUAAUGUAAAAAGAAGAUAGAGGUUAUCUACUAAGGAAGGAAAGAACUAAUAGAGAAUAGAUUUUCCAUGAAGAAUAUAUGUAGAUUAAGAAGAGUUUCUCGCAAUAAUUGAAAAUGCUGCGCACGUUAAUUUUGAUUGCUGUCUUGAUCACAGUGAAAGGAGACGAAUGUAUACCACGUUCAUUCGGGAACAAUUCUAUAGUAUGCGUCUGUAACUCGACGUAUUGCGAUACAGUAAGCAAGCAAAAAUUACAACAGAACCAGCUUUUAUGGUACACAUCCACUCAAGAUGGCAAAAGAAUGCAAUCGUCCAUUAUGAAUUUCUCCGCCAAAAAUGAAUCUGAAAUCGAUCUGGUUCUCACAGUGGAUAUUAAUCAGAAAUUUCAAAAGAUACAAGGAUUUGGCGGAGCAAUGACCGACGCCGCUGCACUCAACAUUAAAAGUCUUAGUAAUAACACUCAACAAAUACUACUUGAGUCGUAUUUUGGUUCCAAGGGUAUCGGAUACACAUUUACUCGUAUACCUAUCGCAGGUACCGAUUUCUCAAUGAGACCAUAUACAUACGACGACGUACCCGAUGAUCUUAUGUUAAGUCAUUUCGGACUUGUGGAGGAAGAUGAUUACAAAAUCAAAUAUCUACAUAAUAUCAAAAAAAUUAUGUCUAAUCCAGAUGAAUUUAGAAUCUUAACGACUGCAUGGAGCGCGCCUGCGUGGAUGAAAAGUUCUAAAAGUAUAACUUGGGGUAUUUUAAAAUCUGAAUAUUAUCAACUUUACGCUGAUUAUAUCGUAAAGUUCUUUGACGCAUAUAAGGAACGUGGUAUAAAUAUAUGGGGCAUAACACCUGGCAAUGAACCAUUAAAUGGAUUUAUACCAUUCUUCACUUUCAAUUCCAUGGGUUGGACGCCUAACACUUCUGCGGUUUGGACCGUGAAACAUUUAGCUCCGACUUUGACUAAUGCUGGAUAUAAUCCUCUCUACAUAGCGAUGGACGAUCAACGCUUCGAAAUCCCGUGGUUUACCGAGUUGAUGUUUGAGUAUCCAAAAACUAAAGAACUGUUCUCUGGCACUGCGGUCCAUUGGUACGCUGAUGAAAUAUUUUCACCGAUUAGACUGUCUCAAUUGCAUGAUAAAUAUCCAGACAAGUUUAUACUGAUGUCCGAAGCAUGCACCGGUAGCAGUCCCUUUAACAAAGAAAAAGUAAUAUUAGGAUCAUGGAAACGAGGACAAAAAUAUGCCUUAAAUAUAAUCGAGAAUUUAUCACAUUGGAUGGUUGGAUGGAUAGAUUGGAAUAUGGCACUCGAUGAGUAUGGAGCACCAAACUGGGCAAAAAAUUAUGUGGAUUCACCAAUCAUCGUAAUGCCGCAAACAGACGAAUUCUACAAGCAGCCUAUGUUUUACGCAAUUUCUCACUUCAGCCAAUUUGUGCCGCGUAAUUCUUACAGGAUUUUAUCUACGGGUCUUGAAGACAAUCCAAACAUUAAAACAAUAGCGUUUUUGACGCCCGAAAAUUGUAUUACUGUCGUGGCUGUUAACAAAGCUUACACUCCUUCCACUAUAACAAUAAAAAAUAAGAAUAAAAAUAACGUAGUAAAUGUAUGCUUACCUGCCAAGUCUUUCAAUACAUUGUUGUAUUUGGCGCAAGAAUAAUGUAGAAAAGUCAAAAUCAUAAAACUUUAACAUUGUUCCACACAUUGUAUGAACUUUUCACAAAGGAAUAAAGAUUAUAUGUUGUUAAUAUUAUGAAGUAUAUUGUAUGGUAUUGUAUACAUUACAAUAAAAAUUAAUAAUUGUCUUUUA